Messenger RNA from Ananas comosus (pineapple), 2407 nucleotides. RefSeq names its product AP-5 complex subunit mu. NCBI's taxonomy places the organism in Eukaryota, Viridiplantae, Streptophyta, Magnoliopsida, Poales, Bromeliaceae. Gene Ontology annotation, biological process: endosomal transport. The transcript is spliced from 8 exons. The coding region runs from base 128 to 2008 and encodes 626 amino acids. The record is from RefSeq and is a predicted model, not a curated record. Gene Ontology annotation, cellular component: AP-type membrane coat adaptor complex; lysosome; late endosome.
CGACCACUUUGUAUUCCAUUUCGACCGAUGAAAAUUGUAAUGCAACGUGCGGAAUGAGCGAAGAUUUAGCCGUCUACCCACCCGUCUUCCCGUCUAAUCCUUCCGAGUCAUCUCAGCCUGCGGAGGAAUGAUGUCCGGCGGUAGUAGCAUCCGAGCCUUAUGGAUUCUCAAUCCCCAAGACGCCGUCGUCUUCUCCAGGAGAUUCCCCACGGUGGAGAAGCGGUGGCAUGCGGCGUGCCAGAGAGAAAUUGAUCAGCUGGGGGAUGCACUACAGCCGUUGCUGCCGACCGAUGCGGAGCUCGCCGUAGCUUUUGGAGAGAGGAAGCGGAGGGAAGGUUCUGUGUGUGGUUCUGGCAUUCGUACUAGUGGGUCAUCUAAGGGAUCAGAUUCUUGGGUUGAUGAUCCUAUCACUCGUCAUAUUAUAUCACUUCAUAUCCACAAGAAGGACAAAAAUGAGUUUAUCUUGUGGCCAUUAGUUUUACAUACAAAGGGCAGUUAUUAUAUUGCUAUUUUACCAUUGGUUGAGCCUCAACAGUUUAAAGCAUAUGAAAGAUUGUGUAAAAGGAAUUACUGUGGAAGCUCAGUUGGCGAGAAACAAAGUCUUUCUUCCUUUUUGCUUAAUCUUCCAUGCAUCACAGGGGCAUUUAUGGUGGCUCAUGUCCUAGGUGACAUAAUUUCUGGCGAUGUUCUUGAUCCUGAGGUUAUUGUAGGUGGUUCCUCUGUAGGGGGCCUAUUGGAUUCGCUUACAGGUAGCAUAGGCAUAUCAGGCAUUUCGGCCCGAGCAAAACCUGCCGUAGCACCUGUUUCAACUUCGAGCACCUCAGGUGCUUUUGUCAUUGGCGGCGCUACUCUGGAUGCCCCAAAAAGUACUUCAAAACCCAUUGACAAAGAUGCACUUCGCGCUUUUAUCAGCAGUUCAAUGCCAUUUGGGACUCCUAUAGACCUCAGUUAUACCAAUAUUUCUGCAAUUAGGGCAAAUGGCUUUUCAUCAGCAGAUAUACCAACUGCAGACCUCAAGCAACCAGCGUGGAAGCCGUACCUAUACAAAGGAAGGCAACGGAUACUAUUUUCCAUUCAUGAGAUUUUCAAUGCAGCGAUGUAUGAUCGUGAUGAAAUACCAGAUUCUCUUUCAAUAUCAGGCCAAGUGAACUGCAGGGCUGAGUUAGAAGGAUUACCUGACGUUUCAUUAACUCUGAGUGGGUUGAAAGAUGCUCAUGUGGAGGUUUUAUCUUUCCAUCAAUCUUCUCAGGUAUCAGAGCAUGGUGAUGAUAAGCAAGGUCUAAUGUUCUCGCCACCAUUAGGGAAUUUUUGUUUGAUGCAUUAUCAAGCUUUACGCGGUCUUGAUCCUCCUGUCAAAGGGUUCUACCAGCUGUCAAUGGUCUCGGAAGAUGAAGGUGCUUUUUUAUUCAGGUUGCGGUUAAUGGAAGGUUACAAGUCUCCUCUUUCGAUGGAAUAUUGUUCUGUUACUAUGCCAUUUCCUCGGAGAAGAGUUGCAUCCUUUGACGGGAAUCCUUCAAUCGGGACAGUUUCAAUGACAAAACAUUCUGUUGAGUGGAAAAUUGUUAUAAGUGGACGCAGUAUAAGUGGGAAAAGCAUCGAGGCUACUUUCUCUGGAAAUGUGAAAUUUCUUCCAAGAGCAAGCCAAAGAGUCCUUUCUUUGUCUAGGUCAGUUUCUGCAGUUAGAGCUGAAGAUGAUAGUGAUGGUGAGCAAGAUAGUUCUAAUAAUGUCAUGAACAUAGAGGAAUACCUGAUGGAGAAAAUGAAUAACGACCUGCAAGCAGUGGAGCUGGAAGAACCAUUUUGUUGGCAAGCAUACAACUAUGCAAAGGUGUCUUUUAAGAUUGUUGGAGGUUCACUAUCCAGAAUGACAAUUGAUCCAAAAUCUGUAAGCAUUUAUCCUUCUGUAAAAGCUCCAAUUGAGUUCUCAAUGCAGGUUUCCUCUGGAGACUACAUACUCUGGAAUACUUUGGGAAGAUGUCCCGCUUCUGCAUUGCCCAAAAAUUCUUGAUUACGUGAGAUCAUUUAUGUUAUGCUGUCUUGUCAGUUUAACUGUUGCGCAAUUUAUUUAACGUAUCGAAACUUCUUCAAAUCAACACAGGGGACUGCAUCAAAUGUUUGAAAAGUGCCUUAAUUUUCUAAAGGCAGUAAGUAUUUCGCCAUAAUUCUAUGAUACCACCAGUGAAAGAUUGAAGUGUUCUUAGUUGAUCUGAUUGACACUUUAUCAAUAAUUUCUUCUUCUUUUUUUUUUUUUUAACAAUAGAACUCCUUAAUGUAUUUCAAAUAAGAAUUAGGCUGUUGAGUUAGCUUUCGACUUUGUUGUAUGAUUUAUCUUCACUCUGCUCAUUCGUAAGCUGUUUGCUAUGAAAUUUGACAUGAAACAAAAGUGGGAAGUGAAGCGACUUGUAUU